Molecule: messenger RNA, 456 nt
Organism: Camellia sinensis
Lineage: Eukaryota; Viridiplantae; Streptophyta; Magnoliopsida; Ericales; Theaceae
Source: RefSeq, a predicted model, not a curated record
AUGGUCGAAGGUCGAUCUUGCCUGAAAACGUCACCAAUCGUCGAAUCGAAGAUCACUGAUCUAGCGAAGGUUGAUCUUAUAGGAGAAGAUUCUUGCAAGUGCGGGUUAAAGCUGCAACCUACAAUUAUGUCAUAUUCCAAACCGCAUCCGUCCGCAUUCUGUCUACAAAACCACCUAUUUGUAUGCGAAUCGGUUCAGGUUGGGCAGGCCUUGAAUGGUGUAAUUGACACCUACAGAGAAAAUGCGAGAAUAAUUUAUGACACGUUCACUUCACUCGGGUUCAAGGUAUAUGGUGGCAAAAAUGCAACCAUACAUUUGGGUACAAUUUCCAGGAUUGAGAUCUUGGGAUGUAUUUUUGCUGAGAUUCUUGAGAAAGCACAUGUAAUCACUGUUCCAGGCAGAGGUUUUGGUCCUGGUGGUGAAGAGUUUAUCAGAAUUAGUGCAUUUGGAGAUUAA